Venustampulla echinocandica is the source of this 2610-nucleotide messenger RNA. RefSeq names its product GTPase activation, GAP. Gene Ontology annotation, molecular function: GTPase activator activity. Gene Ontology annotation, biological process: cytoskeleton organization; small GTPase-mediated signal transduction. Gene Ontology annotation, cellular component: cytoplasm; plasma membrane; cell division site. The transcript is spliced from 4 exons. The record is from RefSeq and is a predicted model, not a curated record. Lineage: Eukaryota; Fungi; Ascomycota; Leotiomycetes; Helotiales; Pleuroascaceae. Bases 1 to 2610 code for a protein of 869 amino acids.
AUGCCUGGGUUCGCAGAUUCCUUUUGGACUUCUGGCGACUACGCAGGAGGCCUCGGCGUACUCUUUGGCAAGCUCCAGCAAGGUGUCGCGGAGAACCAGCAGAUCCUCACCAUCGCACGACUACGCGCGGAGGCAGAGGAUGUAUAUGGCAUGCGUUUGGGCGACAUUGGCCCUGCAACGGAUAGGAUAACUGGCGGAUUCUCCCGCGACGAUGGAGCAAGUGUUCGAAAGGCUUAUGAUGGAGUGCGGACAGAAAUGGAAGAAGCAGCAAAAAACCAUCGCAAGAUUGCCCAAAGCAUCAGAGACCUCGUUGUCGCCCCGUUCAGCAGAUGGUGCGAUGCACAUGAAUCUCGAAUUCAGAAUUCACAGGAUGAUCUUAUGGCACGAAUAAAGCUUCACGACAAGCAAGCGGAGUCGGUUAAGAAACUGCGAAGCCAUUAUUUUAACAAAUGUCGACUAGUCGAAGACAUCGAGGAGGAGAAUAAGUUAGCAUUCCAAGAUCCCGAAACCAGCCCAAAGCCGGCCAUACCAGAGAUCAAGGUGUCUGAGAAGGAAGAGGAAGAGGAAGAACCUCUUGAUAUUGGCGACGAGAUCUACCAGCCAGAACAGGUUAGGAAGAUCCUGGCGCACAUCUUGCAGACAGUACAGCUCGGCGAGACAAAAGUUCCCAUUCUAGGCACAUACAUGAACACAACAGCUGGGGCAGAUAUCGUUGAAUACUUCCAGAAAUAUAUGGGUACGACCAGCGUUAGCCAUUCCGAACGACUUGGACAAGAUCUUAUUACUCACGGAUUCCUUCGACUAAUUGGAAAUGUCGGAAACGUUUUCGCUAACAGCUCCAAGCUGUUUUACCAAUGGAAGCCGAAAGCGUUUCAAUGGUCUGGUGUGCUUGAAAAGAAACUGCCACUAAGCCGCACUUUCUCGAUAACAUCCAAUACCGACAAUCUAGAUUCUCCGGUGGGCACUGUAACUGAAUAUUUGGCGGGGUGGAACCCUCUCAACACCUCGCAUCCAAACGAGACACCGGGCGACCGACUUCGGAGAGAGGCAGCAGAGGCGGAUGAGCGGUACAAGGCUGGAGUCCGAAAGCUGGACCUCUACCGUUGCCAACUGGAAGAGGCCAUAAUCGAACACUUUACAUACCUGGAGCGUUGUGAGCUCGACAGGCUGAAGGCCAUGAAGACAAUCAUUCUAGACUUUUCGGGCACCAUAAGCAACGUCAUCCCAAGCUUGCAAUCUACCGUGGAUAACAUGAUGCUCUACCAAGAAACCGUUCAACCACUUGGAGAUCUGCGAUACCUACUCGAAAAUUACCGCACCGGUGGCUUUGCUCCCAAGGUCACUGUCUACGAGAACUACUACAACUCUGCGGACGAACAGACCUUUGGUGUUGAUCUAGAGGCAAGGGCCCGAAGUGACAGGAAGCGCGUGCCGUCUAUUAUCACCACCAUACUUACGUUCUUGGACAACCGAUAUCCAGACCUUGAAGGUGACGAGGCUCGGCGAAGUGUUUGGCUGGUUGAUGUGCCUCUUGCUCAAACGCACAGACUACGAGAAUUGCUCAAUACUGGAAAGCCUUUUAGUAUUGAAUCUCUAGAGCCUUUUGAGGUUCCUAUUAUUGCCAGCGUGCUCAAAUUAUACUUAUUAGAACUUCCAGAUUCCUUGGUUUCGUCACAUGUCUACGAAAUUAUGAAAACAAUCUACUCGACACCUGCAUCCGAGAGUUCGGAUUCUACCCGAAUCUCUGUUCUACAAAAUACCCUCAGCCAGCUACGCCUUGCCAACAUCGCGACGCUUGAUGCACUUAUGACACAUUUCACCAGACUCAUCGAGUUGACAUCAGCUGAUGAAACUUACGUUGCUGCAUUAGCUACAACACUGGCACCAUGCAUCCUCCGGCCGAAAGUAGAGACCUCUAUGACCAUGGAAGAGAAAUAUUCUUACCGGCUCAUCCGUGAUCUCUUCACUCACAAAGUUGCCAUCUUCAGUGAACUUAAGCGUGCUUCCUCACUGUCGCACACAAUUAGCGUCGAUACGCGGCCGCGAGCCAUUAGUACUGACGAGAGCAACCGAAAAGCCAAUAUGGAAGCGCGUGCUCGUGCGAUCAUAGCUGCAGGAGGUGGAUCACGCAGCAGAAACCCAAGUCCAGCUCCGUCCCCACGUGGCCAUCGUAGGGAUCGCAGCUCUGGAGGACCAGAGACCCGGUUCCCUAUACAAACAUCUCCCACAGCUUCGAGAAGCGCUGGGCCGCAGCCCACUGCAAGACAAAGCCUAGAAGUCCCAAGCGAUGCUGCUGUUAAAGCCACCGAGCCACCAAAUGGGUCAGUUACGAAUGGAUCCGUAGAAGCCCAGACCAGCGCAACGUACAUCCCAGGAAUGGAUGACGGUAUGGGCGAGAUUGGCGUGGAGAAACGGAAUAGCCUAGGGAGACAAGGACCUGCUGCUGCCUCCCGGUUUCCUGCUCGCAGAAAUCCCGGAUUGGCAAGGAUGAGCCAGAGCCACGAACAGGGAAAGAGGGACAGCGUUGGCAGUAUAGUUGGGCAUGAUGAUGGUGUUGGGGAUAAAUUUGGUCAUGGUGUUACUUUGACAGACAGGCCUAUGGAUGAUUGA